CCCGGUCUCCAAUGGCAGCCAGCAAGUCGCAUAUAAAUGCUGGAAGGUAGUCCGGUCCCGGAAAUGACUUGUCAUAGCCAUUCCUCAUUUGCUUCUUCACUGCUCUCCAUUACUCUCUGCCCAGAGUACACAUUAACCCCACGUAAUUACAUCAACCAUGAAGACCUUCGCUGCCGUCGCUACCCUUGUCGCUGUUGCCCUCGCUGGUGAGGGAGCUUAUGAGGCCAAGCCCGCUUACGUGGCCGCCCCCAAGCCCGAGUACCAUGCUCCUGCCCCUGAGUACCACGCUCCUGCUCCCAAGCCCGAGUACCACGCUCCUGUCCCUGAGUACCAUGCUCCUGCCCCCGAGUACCAUGCCCCUGCCCCCGAGUACCACGCCCCGGCUCCCCCCGUGUACCACGCGCCUGUCCCUGAGUACCACGCGCCUGCCCCGGUUUAUGUUGCCCCGGUCUACCACGCCCCUGUCCCCGAGUACCACGCCCCGGCUCCGGUCUACCACGCUCCUGUCCCCGAGUACCACGCUCC
Molecule: messenger RNA, 525 nt
Organism: Linderina pennispora
Lineage: Eukaryota; Fungi; Kickxellomycota; Kickxellomycetes; Kickxellales; Kickxellaceae
Exons: 2
Source: RefSeq, a predicted model, not a curated record